Molecule: messenger RNA, 3125 nt
Organism: Clupea harengus (Atlantic herring)
Lineage: Eukaryota; Metazoa; Chordata; Actinopteri; Clupeiformes; Clupeidae
Gene: sypa
Product: synaptophysin a
Cellular component (GO): synaptic vesicle membrane; synaptic vesicle; presynaptic active zone
Source: RefSeq, a predicted model, not a curated record
UGACGCAAUCCGGCUGUUCCAGUGGAUUUCUGUUUCCCCCACCAAAAGCGCUUCCCGUUGGUACGUCCUCCUCCCCCCAAGCAUCUAUUCCUCUUAUCUACGAACAGGCGGCUAAGAUGGAUAUUGCAAAUCAGUUGGUUGCCACUGGGCAAUUCAGAAUUCUUAAAGUGCCCCUGGGCUUCAUGAAAAUCUUACAAUGGGUGUUUGCCAUUUUCGCUUUUUCAACGUGUGGGAGCUAUGAGGGGUCAUUCAGGAUGAGCGUUCAAUGCAAAAACAGGACUGAAAGUAACUUAAAAAUAGAUGUGGACUUUGAAUACCCGUUCAGGCUCCAUCAAGUAUACUUUGAUGCCCCAACCUGCAAAGGAGAGCAGUCUGAGAGGUUCUUCCUCGUUGGGGACUACUCUUCCUCUGCCGAGUUCUUUGUCACCAUCGCUGUCUUUGCUUUUCUCUACUCCAUGGCCGCCCUUAGCAUCUACGUCUUCGCCUUUGAAAAGUACCGCGAGAAUAACAAAGGCCCACUGAUUGAUUUUGGGGUGACCUGUGUGUUUACGUUCAUGUGGCUGGUGAGCUCAUCUGCCUGGGCUAAGGGCCUGUCCGACGUGAAAACAGCCACAGACCCCGAUAAGGUUCUGGAGAUGAUCCCCUCCUGCGACCUGGAAGGAAGCACCUGCAAAGAGGUCCAUGAUGCGAAGAUGUCCGGCCUCAACACGUCCGUGGCUUUCGGCUUCCUGAACCUGAUCCUGUGGUUAGGAAAUAUCUGGUUCGUGUUCAAGGAGACGGGCAUUGUCGCUCCCUUCAUGCGCGCCCCACCAGCCCAAGAGAAGCAGCCCGCCCCCGACACCUUCGGCCAGCAGGGCUACGGCCAGGAGGGCUACGCUCAGCAGGGCUACCAGCCUGACUACAACCAGCAGGGUUACAAUCAGGGUGGCGAGUACGCCCAGCCGGCCUACGAGCAGCAGGGGGCGCCCACCUCCUUCUCCAACCAGAUGUGAGCCAGCCAAUGAGGAGACAGACGGAGGAUGAAAAGAGGGUGAUCGUGUGAUUACGGGAGUGUGGUGCCUGAACCCUACCCACAAUACCACACUCUUCCCUGUCUGUCUAUUUGUGCAUCUGUCUGUGGACAACAAGAGGGAGGGAGGGGCAGCGGGGGGGGAUAAUAACUAUCAAGGGGAAAUGGGAGAAUGAGAGGGAGAAUUUAAUGUGCUGUUCAUUAUCGUGUUGUAAACAAAAAAGAGAGUUAGGAUCGAUCAAAUGAAGACAAACUUGAAUACAGUACCAAAAUAUAAAAAAGAACAAAAAAAAAAAUCUCAAUGCUAUAUAAAUUUUAAAUUGAUAAUAUUGAAAAUAGUAAUACUAAACUUGAGAGAAUGUAUUUGUCUGUGUUGUAUAAAUAUCAUUAUGAACAAAUAGUAUAUACAAAAUUUCCUAAAGAUGUGUAUGGGGUUAUUCCACUGUAGUUUGGUUCAGUUUAGAGCUCACUAAAUACAGUUGUCUUUCAGCCCAAAAAAAUGUGAUCCUUAAUAAUUUCUACCUUCUGUGGUUUGGUACAGGCUCACUGAGAUUAUCUGAAAUUGUAUCAGAUUUUAUACUUUCGAUCUUUCUUCUUUUAAUAUCUUUUGUUUUGUUUUUUGUUUGUUUCAUUAUCUGCUCUGGUGGGAUAGAGCAUAGUACUGAAAGAGUAUGGUGUAAGCUGGAGAAAAGAAAACUAGUCAUACUAUCUGUCACAGGAGAUGAGAAUGAGAUCAUCAGCAGUGGCAGAAAUCAAACUGGUUUAGGUGUUCACAUUUUUUGUGUUAGUUACAUUUAUUUAGGAUGGAUAUUUUCCUGUGUGAUUCUCCAAGUGUUACUCUGAGAAGAAAAGCACAAACAUUCUGACCAGUAAAUUAGCAUGGUUUGAGUAUUUCCUUAUACUGCGCUCCUUAUGACUAAUGUAGUGUAUUGUUAGUGUUUUAUGCAAGUGGAUGACAAAAAAAUUACAGGUAUUUGCUUGUUUUGUGUGGAGACCUGACCGAGAUAAUCAAACUGAUGUGUUGAGAUGGUGUUGAUAGUUUAGAUAGCUGUGCCUGUUUCAGUUUUCAACACUUUUCCCUCUGCAGUACCCAUUCCUCCCUGUCUCGCAGUGACAAUUGAAACUACAAAGUACAGAGAUCUGUUGAAGUCAUUGUAACAGUAUAUUGUAGUGACAUUCCAUGAAGAUGUAAUAUGAAAGUACCACCAAUAGGAUUAUGUCAAUUACUAUAUGCAAUGCAGAGUUGAGCCGUCCACAAAUAAAACUGUACUGUAGAUGUCAGCAAAGAUGGUUGUGUUGCUUUCCUGGUUUUUUAUGAGGCUGUGAUUUCAAUUCUGAUGUUGUAUUCGCCAAAAAUGUCAUCAAAUAAUGCAGUUAUGUUGUAGAUACUGUGCUAUCUGAAUUUUUCAUGACAUGCGUUCAUGUAUACGGUGGGUUUUAGAAGCCAAACUAUAGUCGUUAUCACUUGAUAACAAAAUAUAGCAAAAGAUGAAUACAAAAGAUGGAACUAAAAUGAACUGAUCGCAUGCACGAUCGAAUGCAUGGUCGCAGACUAAUCGGCAAUCUAUUAAUGUACACUGUUUUUGUCUACUAAUAUCAAUAAGCAUCUCCCACACUCCCAGUAAUGGUCUUCGGUGGGAAUCUUGCUGGUAGAUUGGUCCUUGGCUUCCACAGGCUGAUAUCUGGAUUGGCAAAGACAUGACUGAGCAUCAAAACAUGGUGUGGCCCAAAUACUCUGCUGAAAGGAAAUCAAGUUUGAAUUUUUAUAUUUUAAUUUAGGCGAUACAGCCACUCUCUUCCCUUUCGUCGCUCUCACUGUCUCUCCUCCUCCUUUCUCUCUCACUCUCUGCUCUGUCCCACUCUUCUUCCUUAUACAAUAUGCUAUUCAACUACUCUGUUGUUAGUGGUGUUCAGUAUGUCUUGUGAUACUCUCAAUGCCUUUGGGUUGUGCUGUAUUUCUUGUGUAUGAUAUAUUAUUAGCGUUAACAAUGAUGUUGAUGACAAUGGUCACAACUUUGCAGAAAAAACAAUUCACUGAAAUCUAUCCAGAAUUCUGUUGUAUUCUUGCUCUGUGGAAUCCACGAAGGAAAUUCAAUAAAGAAGAAAUUAUCCUGUU